Molecule: messenger RNA, 1356 nt
Organism: Stylonychia lemnae
Lineage: Eukaryota; Ciliophora; Spirotrichea; Sporadotrichida; Oxytrichidae
Source: the annotation of a GenBank genome assembly
AUGAACGUAAACGAUAAUUAUCAAGCAAGCACCAUAAAGUCUAAUUCUUCUUAAAAUAAGAUAUAGCUUUUGCUCUUAGGAUGCUUGCUACUAGUUAUAGUACUUAUAGAACCACUCUACAGAGAUCCCCUAUACAAUCUAACUGAAGAGUAUGUAGUAAGCACCUAGACUACUGAUAAAUUCAAUACAACUACAUACUAGCUAAUUUCAAAACUCGAUAAGAUUGGAAGUGGUGAUGCUUAUUUCUACUAUUUGAUAUUAGGAUUCUUACUUCUAAGAAGAGCAAGAUCAUUCUAUUAUAUCCUGGCAUGUGUUUUCGCUACAUCUUUGUAAGAUCUUUGUAAGUCAUUGUACAAGCAUCCAAGACCAUUCAUGACUAAUGAUUAGAUUAUUAACAUUAGCUGUUCAUAUACUUUUGGAAAUAUCUCUGGACAUACUUCAUAAUUCACUGCAUUAUCAUUUAUACUGUUAAUGGAUUAUUGGUAGCAUAGAAGAGAUCAGUAUUUGCUUGGAAAAACCACUCAAGCCCCAUCAAAGUGCCUAUUCAUUUCUAUAAUUAUGCUGGUAGUUGUCCCAAUGCAAUGUUUAAUGGGUUAUCAAAGAAUAUAUGACGGUACUCACUCUAUAAAUUAAGUACUCUUAGGAUGGCAGUUAGGCGUAUGGCAAGCAUUGUUCUUUCACUUUCAUUUGAGAGAAUGGCUAAUCUCUCAUUUGUAAGCCAUUUUAGACGCAAAUUCAUUUCAUGAGAUCUCAAAUCCUAAGCAUAAAAUCUUUUGGUCCUCUUUAAUAUAUAUUGCUGCAAUGAUCUUUCAUACUUUAGUGUUCUUGAAUGUUGACUAAGAUAAAGAUGUAUUGACUGAGUGGGUUCAAAAUAUUACCAGUAAAUGUGAGGAUGAUAUUCAUGAAUAAGAAUCUUUUUAAUAUCCUUCAUUUGAGAGGUCUGGCUAUGUAAUUUUACUCUACAGCUCUUAUGUUUCUAAGAUCUUACUUGAAAAAUAUAUGAGGAAAAGAUUUGAAUAUGAUUUCAAACAGAUUGAAAACUUAGAAAAUGGCAUUAAAAAUAUUCUGGUUAAAUCUCUAAUAGGUUUUGUUCUUUUGAUGCCUUAUUUGAUUUACGACAGCACUUUAAAAGAUUUGAGGGACAAUUUUAACUUGAAUUAUGUCAUAAAAGUCUUGAUGCCUUCAUUUAUAGGAGGAAUGAUAUUUUUUGGAGGAGUAUUUGAUGCUUUGUUGCACAAUCUUCUCAAAAUAUUUGAAAAGAAAAAUAAGAUGUAAAAAUUAUCACUCUUUUCUAAAACUUCUUCUUAAGAAAGAUUAAUUCAAAAUGAUAAAUCAAAGGGCAGCAAUCUAAACUGA